AACAUUCUAUGGAGCCACGUUUGUCAAGAUAAGAAACAAUUCAACAUCUAUUGGAUAUUGAAGAUUUUAGAAUUCCAAAGUGCAGUAAAGAAACCAGACAUAUAGGAAGAAGAAAUGCUCCGAAGGUGCCGAUCCGGCUGAACCCUUCGGCUCACUCACACUUCAGAAAAGGAAAGUGUCUAUCUUGCAUUUUAAAGUACCAACAUGGAGAGACAAUCAUAUCAAUGUACUGAAUGUGGAAAGAGUUUUAGGCAGCAGAAAGUUCUGCGGUUACAUGAAAGAACUCACACUGGUGAGAAACCCUACACAUGCCUGGAAUGUGGGAAGAGCUUUGCGCAGAGUGGAAAUCUACGUAAACAUCAAAGAACUCACACUGGUGAGAAACCCUACACAUGUCCGGAAUGUGGGAAGAGCUUUGUGCAGCGUGAACAUCUACGUAACCAUCAAAGAACUCACUCUCGUGAGAAAUCCUACAUAUGUCUGGAAUGUGGGAAGAGCUUUGCGCAGCGUGGAAAUCUAAGUAACCAUCAAAGAACUCACACUGAUGAGAAAUCCUACACAUGUCUGGAAUGUGGGAAGAGCUAUGCGCAUAGUGUAAAUCUACAUAAACAUCAAAGAACUCACACUGGGGAGAAAUCCUACACAUGUCUGGAAUGUGGGAAGAGCUAUGCGCAUAGUGUAAAUCUACGUAAACAUCAAAGAACUCACACUGGGGAGAAAUCCUACACAUGUCUGGAAUGUGGGAAGAGCUUUGCACAGAGUAGAUCUCUACGUAAACAUCAAAGAACUCACACUGGGGAGAAGCCCUAUGAAUGCCCAGAGUGUGGAAAGAGAUUCGCACUUAAUGGAGCUUUACAGAUACAUCAAAGAAAUCACACUGGGGAUAAUCCCUAUGAAUGCCCAGAGUGUGGAAAGAGAUUCCCAUUUAAUGGAGCUUUAGAGAUACAUCAAAGAACUCACACUGGGGAGAAACCCUAUGAAUGCCCAGAGUGUGGAAAAAAAUUCGCACGUAAUGAAACUUUACAGAUACAUCAAAGGAUUCACACUGGGGAGAAACCCUACACAUGUCAGGAAUGUGGUCAGAAUUUCGCUGCCACUGGAUAUCUACGUAGGCAUAAAAGAACUCACACUGGGGAGAAACCCUAUAAAUGCCUGGAGUGUGGAAAGAGUUUCACUCGGAGUGGAUGUCUACGUUCACAUCAGAGAACCCACACUGGAGAGAAACCCUAUAAAUGCCUGGAGUGUGGAAAGAGUUUCACUUGGAGUGGAUAUCUACAUUCACAUCAGAGAACCCACACUGGGGAGAAACCCUUUAAAUGCCUGGAGUGUGGAAAGAGUUUCACUUGGAGUGGACAUCUACGUUCACAUCAAAGAGUUCACACUGGGGAGAAACCCUUUAAAUGCCUGGAGUGUGGAAAGUGCUUCUUACAGAACGAAAAACUGCAUUCACAUCAGAGAACGCACACUGGGAAGAAACCAUAUCAAUGUACUGAAUGUGGAAAGGGUUUUAGUCAGCAGACACUUCUGCAGUUACAUGAAAGAACUCACACUGGUAAGAAACCCUACACAUGUCUGGAAUGUGGGAAGAGCUUCACUCACAGUACACAUCUGCGUUCACAUGCAACAACUCAUACUGGGGAGAAACCCUAUGAAUGCCCAGAGUGUGGAAAGAGUUUCACUUGGAGUGGAAGUCUACGUUCACAUCAAAGAGUUCACACUGGGGAGAAACCCUAUGAAUGCCUGGAGUGUGGAAAGAGUUUCACUCAGAGUGGACAUCUACGUUCACAUCAAAGAGUUCAUACUGGGGAGAAACCCUAUGAAUGCCUGGAGUGUGGAAAGAGUUUCACUCGGAGUGGAUGUCUACGUUCACAUCAGAGAACCCACACUGGAGAGAAACCCUAUAAAUGCCCAGAGUGUGGAAAGAGUUUCACUCGGAGUGGAGAGCUACGUUCACAUCAAAGAGUUCACACUGGGGAGAAACCCUAUGAAUGCCUGGAGUGUGGGAAGAGUUUCAUUCAGAGUGGAGAGCUACAUUCACAUAAGAGAAUCCACACUGGGGAGAAACCCUUUACAUGCCCAGAGUGUGGAAAGAGUUUCACUUGGAGUAGAAGUCUAUGUUUACAUCAAAGAGUUCACACUGGGGAGAAACCCUAUAAAUGCCUGGAGUGUGGAAAGAGUUUCACUUGGAGUAGAAGUCUACAUUCACAUCAAAGUGUUCACACUGGGGAAAAACCCUAUAAAUGCCUGGAGUGUGGAAAGAGUUUCACCCAGAGUGGAGAGCUACGUUCACAUCAAAGAAUUCACACUGGGGAGAAACCCUAUAAAUGCCUGGAGUGUGGAAAGAGUUUCACUCGGAGUGGUCAUCUACGUUCACAUCAGAGUGUUCACACUGGGGAGAAACCCUUUAAAUGCCCAGAGUGUGGAAAGAGUUUCACUCAGAGUGGUCAUCUACGUUCACAUCAAAGAGUUCACACUGGGGAGAAACCCUAUGAAUGCCUGGAGUGUGGAAAGAGUUUCACUUGGAGUGGAGACCUACAUUCACAUCAGAGAACCCACACUGGGGAGAAACCCUAUGAAUGCCCAGAGUGUGGAAAGAGUUUCACUCAGAGUGGGCAGCUACAUUCACAUAAGAGAAUCCACACUGGGGAGAAACCCUAUACAUGCCCAGAGUGUGGAAAGAGUUUCACUUGGAGUGGAGAGCUACGUUCACAUCAAAGCGUUCACACCGGGGAGAAACCCUAUGAAUGCCUGGAGUGUGGAAAGAGUUUCACUUGUAGUGGAAGUCUACGUUCACAUCAAAGCGUUCACACUGGGGAGAAACCAUAUAAAUGCCUGGAGUGUGGAAAGAGUUUCACUCGGAGUGGAAGUCUACGUUCACAUCAAAGAGUUCACUCUGGGGAGAAACCCUAUGUAUGCCUGGAGUGUGGAAAGAGUUUCACUCAGAGUGGGGCCCUACGUUCACAUCAAAGAGUUCACACUGGGGAGAAAGCUUUUAAAAUGCCUGCAAUGUGGAAAGAGUUUCACUCAGAGUGGGGCCCUACAUUCACAUCAGAGACAUCAGAGAACGCACACUGGGAAGAAACUUUAAAUGUCUCAAAUGUGGAAAGAGCUUCCCUGAGAGUGGAGAAUUACAUAAACAUAAUAGAACCCAGAUAGAGAUGAAUUGAGGCUUCUUGGUGUAAAUAGAUACUAAGAUGCUUUUUUUCUUGGUUUCUCUCUCUCUCUCGAUACAUUGUUGACUAUCCUGGAAUGUGAUUUAUUUAAGAGGAAAUAAUAAUAAUAAUAAUAAUAAUAAUAAUAAUAAUAAUAAUAAUGAUGAUGAUAAUCCAUUAGAACAAAUGCCAUCAAAGCCAGAAUUGAAAAGUCGAUGACAGAUCCCAAGUGUAGACUCUGCAAGGAAGCAGGUGAAACAAUAGAUCACAUCCUCGGCUGCUGCAAGAAGAUCAUGCAGACAGACUACAAGCAGAGGCACAACACCAUUGCUCAGAUGAUUCAUUGGAACUUGUGCCAAAUACC
Molecule: messenger RNA, 3516 nt
Organism: Anolis sagrei ordinatus
Lineage: Eukaryota; Metazoa; Chordata; Lepidosauria; Squamata; Anolidae
Source: RefSeq, a predicted model, not a curated record